CCAGAUCCAAGUUGUGAAGGGUUCGUUCCAACUAGUUUUGUCAUGGUGGCUCUCGACCCCAAUCCGACGCCGUGCGGCGGCGAGGCACCCAAAGAGGAGGCGCCAUUGCUAGACCUCGAGAUCGGAACACCCGAAGACGCCACGGCGCCGGACUGCAAGGGCGAGACGAAGAAGGGGAGCGGUCUCGCCGCUGCAUUCACCAAGUUCUUCGAGCAGACGGACGCCGAGAAGGAGGAGGCCGACAGGGCCGCCCGCUGGGCUCUCCGGGUAUUCUUGGUUGCGCUGUGGUUGUACCUGGCCAAUCUGAUGAGACAGUUCGUGAUCGCCAGCGGGACUGGCGAAGGUAGGGCGUUCACAGCCGCGGUUAUGAUUCUGGUCGCCUUCAGUCUAGGCGGCAUGUUCUGCGAGCUCUGCACCGCGGAGGGCGAGCACACGGACGCCGGGGUGCCGGUGCCGAAGCCAGACCCCCGGCCUUCCUCCUCUAGAGAGCCCGGCUGGACUCUGAGCCCGUCUCUAGUUCUCUGUGACGACGACGACUCUGAUUAUGAUUCUGAUUAUGAUUCUGAUUCAGACUGAUCGAGCUCCCUACAUUGUGUACCUAAGAAGAUUUCACUGUUUGGGUAAUGUAAC
Messenger RNA from Lolium perenne, 630 nucleotides. The record is from RefSeq and is a predicted model, not a curated record. NCBI's taxonomy places the organism in Eukaryota, Viridiplantae, Streptophyta, Magnoliopsida, Poales, Poaceae.